Molecule: messenger RNA, 1236 nt
Organism: Porites evermanni
Lineage: Eukaryota; Metazoa; Cnidaria; Anthozoa; Scleractinia; Poritidae
Source: the annotation of a GenBank genome assembly
AUGGAUGAAUUGAUGAACGGAAGGACAGAGGGAUGGACUGGAGGGACAAACGGACGAACCGGCUCGAUGGAAGGACUAGAAAGGCAGAUGGUUGGACGGACGGAGUGGAUGGACUGGACGAAGGGACUGAACGGAUGGACAGACAGACAGGUGGAAUAAACAGACUGACAGAUGGAAGAGUGGACGGAUGGAAGGACGGAUUGACAGACUGAUGAAAGGAUGGACUCAUGGACGUGCAGCGAGAUCGAUGGACAGAUGGGGCGACCAAUUCACGGAAUGGACGGAAAAAUAGACUGGAUGGACAGGCAGAUGUAAAGAUGGACAGGUAUGGAUGGACCAACAGACAGACUUACCGACUCGAAGGACAGAUGGAGGACUGGAUGGACGGACAGACAGAUAUACGAACUGGCAGACGGAUGGACAGACAGAUGGAUGCAUGGAAUGGAGAGACACGGAAGGGACAAAUGGGCAGAUGAUGGAUUAAUAGACAAACGAUUGAACAUAGCCUGCGUAGCAAGCGUUUCCAGUCGAGUUAUAGCGCGAACUCACCUUUCUCGACGAACUCGUGCGGAAACGCUUGCUAUGCAGGCUAGAUUGGACAGAGUGACCGAAUAGACAGACCGAUCGACCAAUCAACGGAAUGGACAGACAUAUGGACUGGAUGGAUCUACGGGUGGACGGAUGAAAAGACAGACAUAUCAACUGGACGUACAGACAGGCUGAACAGACAAGCAGACAAACGCAUAGAUGGACGUGCACACGGAUGGACGGACAGAUAGACAUACCGACUGGACGGACGGAGGGAUGGAGCGCAUACAUACAUACUUUACCGUAACUCCCUAAAAGGGCUUUUCAGUUAAAAGACAAAUAUUGAUUGGACCCUUUAGUUCUUUCGGUAUAUCAAUCUUUCCUUAAUUGACGGACGGACAGAGUGACAGAUUGAAUGGACCCACAGGCAGACGGACUAGACAGAUGGACAACGAUGUCGACUACAUCUGAUCAUUUUCUUUAACCUCAAAUCUAUAAUCUAAAACUUAAUCUAUAAUCUUGACAGUAUAAGCAUUCAUGUCUCUUUCCCGAAAGCUCAUGUGGAGAUCUCAUGCAAGCGUAGGAUGUGGAUAUGCCAUGAAUCACGAAAGCGGCAAUGUUACCACCGUCGUGGUUGCAGCAUAUGAGCCCGUUGCAAUCGCAGACAAUAUUGAUGACUUCAUCGAAAAUGUUCUGCCACCCAAUUAG